Protobothrops mucrosquamatus (brown spotted pit viper) is the source of this 1202-nucleotide messenger RNA. RefSeq names its product RAD52 homolog, DNA repair protein (gene RAD52). The record is from RefSeq and is a predicted model, not a curated record. The transcript is spliced from 11 exons. Gene Ontology annotation, biological process: double-strand break repair via single-strand annealing; mitotic recombination; DNA recombinase assembly. Gene Ontology annotation, cellular component: nucleus. NCBI's taxonomy places the organism in Eukaryota, Metazoa, Chordata, Lepidosauria, Squamata, Viperidae. The coding region runs from base 1 to 1200 and encodes 399 amino acids.
AUGUCCAGGGUAGAAAUGGCAAGAGAUGGAAAUGUCAACACCAAUGACACAGCUAAUACGUGGUUUGGGCAGUGCCGGUAUACAGCAGAUGAAUAUCAGGCAGUUCAGGCCGCUCUGCGUCAGAGGCUGGGCCCAGAAUACAUCAGUAGCCGACAAGCUGGAGGAGGACAGAAGGUGUGCUACAUAGAGGGACACAGAGUCAUCGGCCUGGCCAAUGAAAUGUUUGGCUAUAAUGGCUGGGCUCAUUCUGUCACUCAGCAGAACGUUGAUUUUGUUGAUCUAAAUAACGGCAAAUUCUAUGUGGGUGUUUGUGCCUUUGUGAAAGUUCAGCUUAAGGAUGGGGCUUACCAUGAAGAUGUUGGCUAUGGAGUAAGUGAAGGCUUGAAAUCUAAGGCCUUGUCCCUUGAAAAAGCAAGGAAAGAGGCGGUCACAGACGGAUUGAAGAGAGCACUAAAGUGCUUUGGUAAUGCUCUUGGGAACUGUAUUUUGGAUAAAGACUACUUGCGCUCGGUGAAUAAGCUCCCCCGUCAGAUGCCUCCAGAUUUAGAUUUGGGCAAAGUCAAAAGGCAGGACUUUGAUCCUUCUAUAGAAAAGGCAAGAUAUAAUAGCUGCUUGCAGAAAGGAAGUGAAGACCAGAAAUUCUUUUCCUCGUCAACCCCUGGCAAAUCUCACAGGUUGGAUUCUCCCUUGAAUGCUAUUGGACAAAACAGGUCAGCAGCUUUGAACUCACUGCCCUUGGAUUAUGAUGCAACUCACCAUCGGAAGAUGCGACAGAAGCAGCUUCAACAGAAGUUCAGACAGCAGAUGCAGGUGAAGCAGCAGAUACAGUCAGAUGUUUCAGGUUGCAGAACUAAAGAUCAAGAGGCGUCCAUUCCCCCUGCCUUGGAAUGCAACUCUUCUGCACGACCAGAACCUGUCAUGGAUGAAGAAUUCCUUGCAGAUGAUCCAGAACUCUGGGACUUUCCUUUGGAAGCGACCGAUCACGAUGCAGCAGCUGUGCCAGCCCAAUGCUUACGGUCACCUCUUGGACAGCAUGCCAUGAUGACUCGCAGCCGAACCCCACAAAGAAUAAAUAAUCAGCAAUCGAGUAUAAAAUCAUCUUGGAAUCUGUCCUCCAGUCCCAAAUCUUACUCAUCAGCUGAACGUAGCCCAUACCGAAAAGGCCAAGGAAUGAAAAAGAGGAGACUGGAGCCUGCAUAGAA